AUGGACACCCACGGUAUGUUUGUUUGAUAUUUAGUAAACUACUCUCUCAGACGAGCUGCCAGACGUCUCCGUCUUCCCAAUUUCUCGACCACACGUACAGCGUUACAAAAUUCUUCCAAGGAACAGAUUAAGAGUGCCCAUCAGGACUAGAAAUAAUCGUCAUCCUUCCAAUUUUUCGAGCGAACAGAGCGAACGGCUACUUUCCAUAACUUCGGAUAGUGAAUCUGAUCCGUGAGUCUGCUCCCUUUCUACUCAUUUUGUCCUUUCAAUUUUAGAGUCAAAGACAACAAGCUUCUCACCGUAGGUCUCUCUCAUUUGAGCAUUCGCAUCGACUUAGUGUGUUGAAAGAGGCACGUUCUUCACGAGCAAUGAUAUGUAAUAUGUACACGGAGGACGUAGUUAGAAAAUGUUAAAACUUGAAACUGUGCUCACUGUAUAGUCGAAUUAAGUUAUGUUGAAUAAGUCAUGCUUCUCGCGGUAGGAGGUCUCACACUGUAGUACACAUAAGAACCUUUAAACUCACGCACAUGCUUUUGUGAACAUUUGAAGCGCACACCGUGCCGGCAGUCCAGUAACAUUUCUUAUUAUGCACCCCAGCAAGCAGGAUGUAGGGAUACGGAUGUAUGCAGUUCUGUGGGCUAGCAUGCCUGCAUUUGACUCUUGAACUUUGGUGACAACGUUUUCGUACUUAUGUUGACAAAGAUCAAACUUCCAGGGUGACAAUUCGAAAGGGAGAAAUGGCUUACUGGAACAGAUUUAUCGAAUUGAUGUCGUUUGGGAGAGCUUGGUCGACUUACCCUUAUCAAAGCGUUGAGUGCAGGAACUCAAAUAAUGGACUUGCCGAGUUAGUCGGCCCUUAACUGAGCGAUUUUUUUCACUGUCUCGUUCUUUUGGUGGAUUUUCGGCAGGAUUGACAGUUUGCGCUAUAAGUCAUCACCCCGAUGGAGGCUGGUUGAGCCUCUGCGAGGAUGAGUAGUGCUCUCCCCAAAUACGGCUGGUCAGUCAUCCCAGAUGGCUGCCGAAGUCCAAUAUGGGCCACGACUUUGUUUAGUGGGAGAGCGACCCGAGUUAGCCUGGGCCGCCUCUACGUGAUCGCUGUCGCUCACGCCGUAGGACUCGAAAGGGGGUGAUGGGGGGAAGGGUAGGGGGACGGGGUGCAGAGCUUUCUCAUCCCACUCUGAGCUAACUGGCUGCUGAAAUAUAAAUGGUGCGCAGACAGAGCCUAGCUUCGGGGAGCAACAGGUGAGAAUUCAAUGCCAGUCAAUGGACGCUGGGCAUAGUCUAUACCUGCCAGCAAGAGAGCAAACUACUACGACUUUCACGCGGACCCACAACUGGACAUCUCUACACCCCAGGGGACCACACACGGGUCUAGCAACCAACCCCGGGCGUAUUCGACAUCACUGGUAGUCUGCUGUUCUUAAUGGAGUCAGAAUAAAUGUCAACUCUGAAGUCGUUCCUCGGUACGCCUAUACUUGCUCUCGGCACAGGUUAUCGCACGCUCUAUUAAGAAGUUAGUCUUCGCACCCUGUCUCUUAGUACCACUCAUCCCAACCGUCGGAGCUCCACAUAGACCCCCUCUGGCAUCUACAGAUUUGAUCAUUGAAGAGCGUGCAAAUGAGUGUUUUCACAAUGAAGUUUGCACGGCCCGCUUGAACUCUUGCCAAAAUGACUAGGAUGUUCGGUUUUUACAAUACUGUUAGCAUGCCAGUGGCCGGUUAUGCCUGCUAUAUUUUCACGAUUCCCAAUCGGGAGGGUGGCGCAGGCCAGAGGUUAAGGCCUUUUCCGCCUUAAAAUUAUCUGUACUGGAUACUCUAACUGUUAUUUUGCAGUCUUGGCUCGCUGUUGAGGCUGAUCUUUAUUCUUGUCGUUAAAUGUCACUCAUCAUCAACUAUGCCCUAACAGAUCCAGAGCCUAGUUUGGAGGAGCUGUAGAAUAACUGUUUGAUCGCGUAACAUUCAGGUUCAGUAAACGUUCUUUACCUUUCCUCUACAUCCAGCGACCUAUAUGACGCCAAUUGCGACAGUACCCUGUCUGGUAGUAAGCUAACAGACGGACCCCGGUGGGAUGGAUGCAAUACAGACAGGUCUGUCGAGGACUCCGACCUCAAUCUCAUCCCGCCCCGUGUUUACCGGCGUUCUUCCAAAUUGUCGUGUUGCAGCUUCGAGUGCAAUUUAAUGUAG
Molecule: messenger RNA, 2183 nt
Organism: Spirometra erinaceieuropaei
Lineage: Eukaryota; Metazoa; Platyhelminthes; Cestoda; Diphyllobothriidea; Diphyllobothriidae
Source: the annotation of a GenBank genome assembly